AAGCGUUCGUCCGCAAUGCUGUCGUAUGAGCGUAUGAAUCAGAGACAGCGCGACUUGUAUGACCAAGUCAAGAAUGCGAGUGGAGAGCUCAGUCUGGACAGGAAGCAGAUGCACCAAGUUGCAGCAAAGGUGAUUGCCGAGGCACUCAAGGUGAACACGACGCUGACUGUGCUCGGAUUGGAUGGAAAUCAGAUUGGCAAUGUUGGUGCACGAGCGAUUGCCGAGGCGCUCAAAGUGAACAUGGGGGUGACCUUGCUCGGUCUGCAACAGAAUCAGAUCGGCGACGCUGGAGCGCAGGCGAUUGCCGAGGCACUCAAAGUGAACACAACACUGACUCAGUUCUAUCUUGGCCGGAAUGAGAUUGGCGAUGUUGGAGCACAGGCGAUUGCUGAAGCGCUCAAGGUGAACAAGACGCUGACUCGACUCGAUUUCACGAAAAAUUAUAUUGGCAGUGUUGCUGCUCAAGCGCUUGAUGAGGCACGCAGAGUCAACGGCACGUUGACCUCACUUCACAUCGACAACCAGAUAAACCCUCUGGCACUUUCCUUACUUCCACGGUUAGCGACGGCUGAAGACCUUCAGACCGUAUUUCACUUGCUGAUCCGCGGGCCGGAGCUGCAGGAUCAAUCCGCAUCUCUACCAGCACUACCGGCCGAGCUUGCCGAGCGCAUCUUGGACGAAGCAUGUUACUGGCAAGGCGUCCUGCAGACGAUGUAUACUGGUGGGCCGAUCGUCACACUGCCUCAAGGCGCCGAUGGCAGUUCGAUCCGCGUGAAAGCAAUUCAUGCGCUUUGUGACAGGAGUGAAGGUUUCGACGUCACCGAUAACAGAGUUUUUGAGUUAAUUGUCUAUGAUGAGCAGGGUAACGUCCAGCUCGAAAGUGCUGUGCACCCGACUUUGCUCGAUUCAACCGUCGAAUUCGUGACGCUCUGCCCAGCGAGUACUCCCAUCAUCCGACAAAUGCGCGAGGAGUGGCAAGUUCAAGUUCGCCCCAGUGGGUCUGUGUACGAUUUGCGAAUGGCAUGGUUUUAUGUCGGGUAUGUCGAACGACUGUGAUCACCAAACGCCUUUCUUGACGAAUACAUGGACACAUUCCUUCUUCCUGAA
Messenger RNA from Capsaspora owczarzaki ATCC 30864, 1107 nucleotides. RefSeq lists its product as hypothetical. Gene Ontology annotation, molecular function: protein binding. Bases 16 to 1056 code for a protein of 346 amino acids. The record is from RefSeq and is a predicted model, not a curated record. The transcript is spliced from 7 exons. NCBI's taxonomy places the organism in Eukaryota, Filasterea, Ministeriida, Capsasporidae.